Trifolium pratense (red clover) is the source of this 1263-nucleotide messenger RNA. Its product is annotated as V-type proton ATPase subunit E-like. Gene Ontology annotation, molecular function: proton-transporting ATPase activity, rotational mechanism. The record is from RefSeq and is a predicted model, not a curated record. Gene Ontology annotation, cellular component: proton-transporting two-sector ATPase complex, catalytic domain. NCBI's taxonomy places the organism in Eukaryota, Viridiplantae, Streptophyta, Magnoliopsida, Fabales, Fabaceae. The transcript is spliced from 6 exons. Gene Ontology annotation, biological process: proton transmembrane transport. The coding region runs from base 163 to 855 and encodes 230 amino acids.
AUGUUGCCAAGGUGUAUAGUAAAAAAGGCAUUGUCCCAAUCACAUUCUUCUCAUCCACAAAGCACUAUCGACGAAGGGCACGUAUAUCCUCUGUAACAGUUUCUCUAUUCUCUCUCUCGAUCGAUCGAUCUUCUCCGAUUCGAUUCCACGAUCUCCGUCAAAAUGAACGACGCCGAUGUCUCCAAGCAAAUCCAGCAGAUGGUCAGAUUCAUCCGCCAAGAAGCCGAAGAGAAAGCCAACGAGAUCUCUGUUUCCGCCGAAGAAGAAUUCAACAUCGAGAAGUUGCAGUUGGUUGAGGCUGACAAGAAGAAGAUCCGUCAAGAGUAUGAGCGCAAGGAGAAGCAAGUUGAUGUUAGGAAGAAGAUUGAGUACUCUAUGCAGUUGAAUGCUUCACGGUUAAAAGUUCUGCAAGCUCAAGAUGAUGUGGUUAAUAAAAUGAAAGAGGAUGCAGCCAAGGAACUGUUGAGUGUGAGUCGUGAUCAUCAUGUGUACAAAAACCUUCUAAAAGAUCUCGUUAUUCAGAGUUUGCUAAGGCUGAAAGAACCUUCUGUCCUAUUGAGGUGUCGGAAAGAGGACCUGCACUUGGUAGAGAAUGUGUUGGAUUCAGCUGCUAAGGAGUAUGCUGAAAAGGCAAAUGUUCAUGUACCUGAGAUUGUUGUUGAUAAGGAUGUCUAUCUUCCACCUGCCCCCAGCCAUCACAAUCCCCAUGAUCUCCACUGCUCUGGAGGUGUGGUAUUGGCUUCUCAUGAUGGCAAGAUUGUGUUUGAAAAUACACUUGAUGCGCGUUUGGAUGUAGUGUUCCGGAACAAACUCCCAGAGAUCCGCAGGCAGCUCUUUGCACAAGUUGCUGUUUGAAGACUUUGGUUAUAUUUAUAAUUUAUUGCAAAGACUGAUGUGAGCGGACGAUAUGUUGUGCCAUUGCUCUUGUAAACAGAGUAUUGUUGUUCUUUAGUUGCUUCAUUUUUUGUGUCGCUCAUUUCACUUUCGUAUUUAAUGGGGUAUGCGAUGAUGCUUGUGAAGUUUAGCGAUAAAUGUUCUCAGCUAAAUAAAUAGUGCUUGGUGCUGCUAAAGCUUAUUGCUGCUAUUAGCUUUUCCGGUGAUGAAGUAGCUAAUCCAUUGGACAUUGCUGUCACCAUGUGAUAGAAAAACAAUUGCUCUCUUAUUAUUAUGUUUAUCAUCAUGCGAAUAAAUAAUGUGCGUGAAAAAUUAGUGAAAACUUCUACAUUCAGUCCAAUUUAAAUGCUUGUUCACUCUUUCCUGCUA